AUGCUGCUGGCCGCGAAACACGCACGACCGUUUCUCUCGUCCCGAGUCCGCCCAGCCAGGGAGCGUGUUCGUACGAUGGCAACGGGGGAUGACGCGCCGUCGCGGCAGUUCACCGCGGGCGGCCGGCUCUACCUCGGCAUGGCUGCCACUGGUGACGCCUUCCACAUGCAGGUGCCGCAGGUGAUCCACCUCGUGCGCCACGGACAGGGCUUCCACAACCUGGCCGCGGAGAGGGCCGACACGCCCGAGGCGAAGGAGGCCGCGUACUGCAUGGACGCAUACUUCGACGCGCAUCUGACCGAGCUGGGCUGGCGUCAGGCGCUGGGUUUGCGGAAGCACCUCGAGGAGCAGCACGUUCGCAAGGGCGUCGAGCUCGUCGUGGCGUCUCCGCUCACGCGCGCGCUCGAGACGGCGACGGGCGCGUUUGGCGGCGCGCCUCUGACCGACGUCGCGCCCGAGCAGGGCGAGGUCUUGAUGCGGGGGUACGCGGCGGAGCCGGACAAGACGGCGGACUGCCCAGGGUACUCCGCGGCGGGCGCGCCGGAGUUCGUGGUCCACGAGUGGGUGCGCGAGGAGACGGGGCUGCACCCGUGCGACGGGCGGCGGCCGAUCCGCGUGCAGAAGGAGCGGUGGCCGGGCGUGCGCGAGUGGAUCGUGGCGAGCGACGAGGACACGUGGUACAAGGAGCACGAGCGCGAGACGCGCGAGCAGUGCAUGGCGCGCAUGCAGACGUUUUGCGAGUGGCUGGCGUCGCGGCCGGAGCGGCGCAUCGCGGUCGUGGCGCACGCCGGCGCGCUGGCGGGCCUCAUGUCGCACCUCGUGCUGCGCGGCGUGAACGGCGUGCAGGCGCACGCGGAGCACGCGGAGGACAUGACUGCGCCCUGGGCCAACUGCGAGAUGAGAACCAUUGUGCUGCCCCAGGUUGGCGGGCACGGGUCGGACAAGGACCGGUGGCACUACAGGCCGAAGGACUUGACGGGCCUGGGCUUCUGA
Pedinophyceae sp. YPF-701 is the source of this 993-nucleotide messenger RNA. NCBI's taxonomy places the organism in Eukaryota, Viridiplantae, Chlorophyta, Pedinophyceae. The record is from the annotation of a GenBank genome assembly.